Molecule: messenger RNA, 660 nt
Organism: Penicillium oxalicum
Lineage: Eukaryota; Fungi; Ascomycota; Eurotiomycetes; Eurotiales; Aspergillaceae
Exons: 1
Coding region: 1-660 (219 amino acids)
Source: RefSeq, a predicted model, not a curated record
AUGUCAUUUUUGGCAGGACUCUGUGGGUGCUUCACGAGCAAAGAUGUGAAGCCCAAACCGACUUCAUCUCGCCCAGAGAUGCAGAUGAGACCUUCACACAGCGUGACACGCAGUGGUGUCCAGACGGGGAAUUUCAUCCUCAAUGAGCGGGGUGAAAUAGUUCGCGCAACGAGUCCGCUGGACCGACACCUUGGACACGUGCCCCCCUACGGUGAUGACGCGGAUUCACGUGGCUAUGCCAGUGUGGUUCCGCUUCCGCAGUACACUCCACGCCCGAUGAGCGUCCACGAAAAGACUCUCGAGGCACAUCUGCGGGAUCCUCCCAUGUCGUCGGACUCGAGCUCUCUUUAUCCGGACGAGAAGCAGGGCCAUGGAAAUGAUGACGAAACCACUUCGGAUAGUUCGUCGGUCUUUUCCUAUCCCAGUAGCUUUGGCAACACAUCAACGGCGACACGGGAGACGCCGCCCCCUCCAUAUUCACCUCGCCAUUCGGUGAUGAUAGGGCGGUCACGGGCAACAUCUGUCUCCUCCGCAGUGGCUGUGGCCGUUUGUCCUCCGGCCCCGGCUCGGCUUCAUGGCGCAUGCAGAACAGCUGCUCCCUCCGAAAUUGACGACCAGUCUAUUCGGCGUCAUCGCCGAGGCUCAUGGCAGAGCAGAUGA